This is a messenger RNA of Arachis stenosperma, 2766 nucleotides long. RefSeq names its product mRNA export factor GLE1. Gene Ontology annotation, biological process: poly(A)+ mRNA export from nucleus; regulation of translational initiation; regulation of translational termination. The transcript has 14 exons. The coding region runs from base 235 to 2124 and encodes 629 amino acids. Gene Ontology annotation, molecular function: translation initiation factor binding; phospholipid binding; inositol hexakisphosphate binding. Gene Ontology annotation, cellular component: nuclear pore cytoplasmic filaments; cytoplasm; nuclear pore. The record is from RefSeq and is a predicted model, not a curated record. Lineage: Eukaryota; Viridiplantae; Streptophyta; Magnoliopsida; Fabales; Fabaceae.
UUAACUCUCUAGGAUUAUUCUUUAAUCCAAAAUUGAUUGUUCUUUGAAGACUAGAAAGGAUUCAAAGGCACUUGGACAAGAUCAACAAGCCCCCUGUCCUCACCAUAGUUGCUAUUGGAUGUUGUUAUUAUUAUUAUUUUCAGAGUGCAGACGGUGAUAUCAUAGAUUGUGUUCACAAAAGAAAACAACCAGCUCUUGAUCCCUGUUCACUCUUCUUUCGUCGCUCGCUUAACAAUGGGAGCCGUGAAGUUAGUCUUUCAUUCUUCGCCGCGUAUAGAUGGCGUUUCUGUUGAUCCUGAACCCGAUUGGAGCUUCGACGCUCUCGUUUCGGAGCUCAAUACCUUGGAGGCGAAGCUCGCCACUACUUCUGUUACUUCCUCGCAGUUCCAGAAAACAAUGCCUACUUGGAAGAGAGGAGGUGAGAGAGGUAAACCUUUUGUGUUGCGUGCUCAAGAAUUUGAUUUGGAUGACACAGAGAGCGACGAUGAUGGGGAUAACAAAGCUUUGGUACCUGUCAAACGGUUCAAUUGUGAUAAACUUUAUCUGAGUGACAGUGAUGAUUCUGACGUGUCUGCAUUUGACGUGCAACCCUACUUGAUGGAUAAAGGAAAAGAGGUGGAAACUGCGUUAUUUGAGUUGGCACAAGAACAUCAGCUUAGGGUUAAUGAUGAAAUACGGACUAAGAUCUCAGCAUUGGAGACAGCUCUGGCAGAUGAAAGUCAGAACUCUACCUCGGCUCUUCUUCGAGUUGAGAAAUAUAAAGAAUCAAGACAAGAACAGGAUAAAAAGUUAGAUACACAAUAUCAGCGCAGGAUUGCAGAAGCACUUGAUAAUCACUUGACAGCUGUUCAACGGGACCGUGAACUUAGAUCACAAAUAGAAGAAAGGAAAAUAAGAAGUGAUGCAGCUUAUGAAGAAGCGAAGAGAAAGGUUGCUUUGCAAGAGGAAAAGCAGCAGCAGGAAAAGGCUAAAGCAGAAGCAGAGGCCAAACUUAGAGCUGAAGAAGCAAAACGAGCUGCAUUGGAAGCUGAGAGAAAGGCAGCAAUGGAAGCUGAAAAAAGAGCAGCAGCAGAAGCUGAAAGGAGAGCAGAAAAGGAAGCUGUAGAAGGGGGUGCUGCUGGAACUUUCCAGAAGGUUACUUCUGGACGAACCCAACAAGAGGCUGCAGUGCAUUCUACAGAUGAUGCAUCAAACGUAUCAAAUGCGAAUACCAAGGAGUCUGGCAAUCUGUAUCGUGCUGCGACAAGUGCUGUAAGUUUGGAGAGCGGGAGACUACAGAAACUGAAAGAGCUGUGUGAGAGGAACCAAGCAAUAAGAUCUAGUUCUAAUCAGGAUUAUACCCGCUAUGAAAGUCAUAUUUCUCGGUUGAUAAGACAAAUAAGGGGUGUAAUAGACAAUGUCAGGUCAAAAUCCAAUGAUCUUGUUAAGCUUUUGCGGGAUCCUCAAUGUCCUCAAUCAAUCAGCAUUGAGAUAUUUGCUAAAAAGUUUAUUUCAUACUGUGCAAACCUUGGUAAUGCACCCUUUGCAAGUGGAUAUGUCAUUGUUCUGGUUACAUCUCAGGUCCCGGCUGCAAUGGAUGUUCUGCUGGCUGAGCUUCACAGGGCCUGUCUAUACACUGUCCCAAAGCACAUGGUAUACAAAAAGUCUAUCUUUCAAUCAAAGGAGUCAUACUUCAAAGCUAUUGGUUAUCGAGAAGAUGGAGGAAAGUUGGAGAGUACACAGGAUUAUUUAAACCGGUUAGAAUCAUACAUGAAGGUUUAUGGUGCACUGGUUCAGACCGAGAUUCAAGGUGUUCAGAAUUUGCACGGUUUGCGAGAGGGUUGGGCUUGGCUUGCAAGGUUCUUGAACAAUCUCCCAGCCAACCAAUAUACAGCUGUUUCACUGAAUGCUUUCUUGCAAAUGGCUGGUUUUGCACUUUUUAGAAGAUAUAAAUCACAAUUCGUAAAGUUACUGAACAUCAUCUCUCAGAACUUCUUAGUUGAUCUGAAAGUUCGGCAGAUACCGGAACUCACAAGGACUCUAUUGGAGAUAGAGACUUAUAUAAAAGAUAAGAAGUUCCUUGAAGAGCCAGAAGGAAGGAGGCUAGAGGCUAAUUUGUUGUCCAGCAAAUCUGUUAAUUAUUGAAGGCUGAGACAGAUUUUGUUAAUUAUUCACUUGUGUAGAUUUAUUGAAGGUCAGGAAAAGGAAAAUUGUUAUUCUUAUUUUUCCGAGGUUUAGGCAAUAGGCAUUGUGAUAAGGGUGACGCGAAGGUGAAUUUUUUGGUGAAGACGGAAGAGUGAACCUUUUUUUUUUUUAUAGAAAAGUUUCACCAAUAAAAAUGUAUUAUAUUAUGUGUAUGCACAUAUUCAUUCUAAAUUUAGAAAAAGUUUUCAUUCUUCACUCCAUUUUAUUCUUUACCAAAGAAAUUCCCUUGUGUAAGUCUAAAUAUGCCAAUAAAGGCAAAUGUAAUUGACAUUCGAUGUUGUAUUUACAUAAAUCGAGUAUAUAACACUACAACACCUUAAAGGCUCUUGUUUUGGUUGAAGGAAUUGAUCUGGUGGCUGAUGAGAUCGUACUCCUCAAAGAAAGCUCUGCAGCCUUUUUACAGGAGUUCUUCGGAAAAAUUUAAAUUUCCAAAAUUCUGAAAUGAGGGACAAAAUUUGAAAAAACGGGGUAAAAAGGAGUUGCAUGAAGAAAAUGUAUAUGAUUUCAGACUGAAAAAUUGGGUCAAGGGAUAUAAGUAAUUGAUCUUAUUGGCUAUGACGAGGUAUUACAGGAAGAUGUUUU